CAGCCACUUAAAAGACUGGGAGGGAGGCUCAUUCCUUAUUCUAUUCCUUCUCAGCUUCAGAGAUGGCACCUAAUGGCACUUGUGUAUACGUACAUUCUGAAGAACAGGGGCCCAUGAAAUUCACUGUUCAGAAGGAUGACAGGGUCAAGAAGAUUAAUGAAGCGGUUCGGUCUAAAACCAAGGUCCCUGUAGAAAACCAGAUUCUCUUCUUGGGCUCUAAGACCCUAAAACCUGAAAAAAAGUUGUCCUACUACUGGUUGGACCCCAGUACAACUAUUCACCUCACCCUGAAGGUGGUGAAACCAAGUGAUGAGGAGCUGCAGGUGUUUCUAAUGGAGGUGGAUGAAGGAAAGAAGCACCCGUUUCAGAUCAGACGGACAAGCUCAGUGUCUCAGGUGAAGGAGGCGAUUGGAGCCAUAACAGCAAUGCCCCCCAAGGAUCAGAUCGUGAAUUGCAAUGGCAAGGUGCUAGAGAAUGGGAAGAUCAUGGCUGAUUACCGCCUCAAGAAGGGGAACAUUUUCUUCUUGUCCAAGAAGUGCAUAGGGGGUUAACCAGAGAGAAGGGCACCUGCAGUCAGGAGGAAAUGCAGUUCAAAAUCUUCCAGCUAAUUCCUGCUUAUCCCAAACAUCUAUGAUCCUUUCAUCCCUUGCAACAAAAAAUCAGAAGGAAGUAGAUAAAGUAGAGAAGGAAGAAUAGGAGUAGUGGUGGUGGUAUAGUAGAGUAGUAGAGAGCAAGUAGAAAAAGAGAUGGAUGGAGGAAAAGUAACUAAAGAAUUAAUUUCAAGCUUAAUAAUUACAUAAUACUAUAUUUCUAAUAUGUUUAAAUGAAAUCCUUUAAAUGCUUUUGUGGACAGGGAUUUAUUAGAUUAUAGUUAUUGAAGGAGAUACAAAAUGAAUUCAUCCUAGGUAAUGUAGCAAGGAAAUUGUAAAGACUACAUUAGAAUUUACUUCUCUUGACUCUCAACUGAAGAAUUCUUCACUACAGUAAAUUGGAUGGUGGGAACAAGGAGAUUAUCUUGGUUUCUCCAGGUUGACAGACAAGACACCCCUUUUCUGAUCCUAUUCAUCAGUGAAGAUAAUUCAUCAUGAAGAGAGAUAAUUAUCCUGCCACCAUUAAAAAGAAGGAAAGAAAAUUGUUCUUUUGUCCUCUUUUUGACUGUAUCUUAUGCGAAAUGAUACAUUUUAUUACUCUCCUCAUUCUUUAAAAUAAAUAAUCCUUCAUAUGUCCUGAGAAAUAGGGGCAACAAGGAAAGAUGUGUUUCUGCUUUUCUUGCCUACAAGAGUUGUUGGUGUCAUAAAGGGAAAAGAAGUCUUCGAGGAAAUAGUUUUUGGGGGAUUAUUUUCUUGCUUAUGGCAAGAAUUUAGGAAAGAUGGGGGACUCCUUAUGUAUUGCCAUUUCCAUUUAGCUUCUUUCUUUUAACAAUCCCCAGCCCUCUAAUGGGGCUUUGAAGUUUCAGGAGAGUCCACCCAACCCCUUUCUCUCCUUCCCAUGAUUGCCCUUUCCUCAUUUAAACAUCUCUCACCUCCAUACCUUUGACAAAUGGGUGAUGUCUUUUCUCUUAGAUGUCCCUUUGCUUUCUGUCCACUACUAAAAUCUUUUGGUGUUUUAAAAAAUCUCAAAAAGUCCUUCCUCUUCCAGCACUAACAUAUUCCCACUGGACAUUUCUCACCCUAAUCCCUUUUGUAUCCCCUCUCUGCUCAUUUAUGUAUGGAAGUCUAUUGAUUGUAUAGACUACCCUUGUCUAUGUGUUUUGUCUGCUUCUUCUAUGUUUGUUUAGUCUCCUCUUCCAGUUCCCCGAAGUUAGGGGCUGUAGAUCCUUUAUCAGACUGGAAACUUCUUUAGAACAGCAGGCACAUCUUUAUUCAUCCUUAGACUCCAUCAACUGUGAGAAUAUCUAGGGUGAAAACUGUUUCUCUUAUCAAAUGUGGACUUGGAUGUUGGGGAUUUGUUCUCCUUCAUCAGUCUGGGAGCAUUCAGUGGACAAGAUUUAUUCAUGCCAUUAGUUCUGGAAUUUCUUGAGAACUAUUUCUCUGAGUUCAUCACUCCACAAUCCAUGAGGACUCAGAGUGAUGGACUGGCCCAGUGACAAACAAUGUGAUCCUUGGGUUGAGAUGAGAAGCUCUCCCUAAGCCCAAAUCUUACCUCUCCCUCCACUCUACUCUGCCCAGAAGCCUUUUUGCCGCCCCUUUCACCUCCUUGUUCCUCAGGGUGUAGAUGAUGGGGUUGAGGGCGGGGGUGACCACAGUGUAGAACAAGGAGACAAACUUGCCCUGGCCCUGGGAGUAACUGUGUGUGGGCUGCAGAUAUGUGUAGAUGGCAGAGCCAUAGAAAAGACAGACAGCCGUGAGGUGGGAACCACAGGUCCCCAUUGCUUUUCUCCUCCCUGUCUGGGACUUCAUCUUCCACACGGCCCGGCCCACAGCCCCAUAGGAAGCCAGGAUGACAGAGGAUGGCAGCAGCAGGAUAACUACCCGAGCAGCAAACAUCUGCCUCUCCACGGCGCCCCCGCCCCCGCAGACUAGUUUCAACAGGGCUGGCAGCUCGCAGAUGAAGUGGUCCAGACGCCGGGGCCCGCAAAACUGCCGCGUGCCCAGUAGUAUGGUCUGCGCCAGCGAAUUAGUGAACCCCCCCAGCCAGGAGGCAGCUGCCAGCGUCCGGCAGAGGCGGGGCGAGGCCAGGGCUGUGUAAUGGAGCGGCCGGCACACGGCGGCCGAGCGGUCCAAC
Dromiciops gliroides (monito del monte) is the source of this 2724-nucleotide messenger RNA. It is a transcript of the gene UBD, whose product is annotated as ubiquitin D. NCBI's taxonomy places the organism in Eukaryota, Metazoa, Chordata, Mammalia, Microbiotheria, Microbiotheriidae. Gene Ontology annotation, biological process: positive regulation of canonical NF-kappaB signal transduction; positive regulation of apoptotic process; protein ubiquitination. The transcript has 2 exons. The coding region runs from base 63 to 551 and encodes 162 amino acids. The record is from RefSeq and is a predicted model, not a curated record. Gene Ontology annotation, cellular component: nucleus. Gene Ontology annotation, molecular function: proteasome binding; protein binding.